UGUAGUGCUCUGUGAUACUGUAUACGUUUAACAUCAAGUUGCUAGUUGCUAACAACAAACAACGGACAGCGUAAACAAAACAGUAUUCAUUCGAUUCUCGUUUUUUUGCUGCAUAGACAGGUAAAAUUCUGGUUUUUAGGAAAGUAAUCUCAGUAAAUGAAAUCCUGAAUGCCUGAUCCAUUUGAUGAAAACUUCGUUGCCGAGGACGAUAACAUAAAAAACAUGGCUCGAGUGGGAAUGGCCCUGGAUCGUGAGCUGAAUGGCAAUACGUAUUCGUAUGAUCCAAAAGAAAACGAAAACCCUUCAUUUACAAAAAACAGAGAUUCUUUUGAGCCGUUUUUCAAGGAAACACCCAAGUUGAAGAGUAUCAAUAAGCAUUUCAAGGAUUUUACAAUGAAUGGAUCUGCAAGUACACUCCCAAGUGUAGAAAGACCAAGAGGGAGGAAUAUGAACUCAUUUGAAGAGAAUAGCUUCAAUCGAUUACGAAACCACAACAAUUUGUUUCACAUUGCGUCGCCUCCUGGAAGCCUCAACCGAGCUACUGAGGAUACGUCCAGUUAUCGAAACAAGUUUUUGAAUGCUUUUCAGAAAAAAAGAGAUCCGAGUAAGGAUGAAGUAAUGCUGGACGAAUCCCCUUCUUUGUUAAGAAAGGGGAUAGACCAGACACCGUUGACCAAGCGUCAAAAUAGGAAUUAUUUGUUUGAUUCUCCAAGUGAACGUCUUCCCAAGAAACCCGAAACUCCAUGGCGAAAACCAGGCUUACGAUUCCAACCCACCCCACAGCAAGCUAAACCAUCCGUAAAAGAAACACCAUCCUCGUUAAAAACAGCAGCGAAACUGAUGGAACAAUUGGAUUUAGAUUCCAACGAUAUACCCUUUGAUGCCCCCAACCAAACAUCAUACCGUCUUCCCAACAUGACAAAUCUCUCUCAACUCGUUCAAGAUCCGGCGAACGACAAUAUGUCUGGUGCCUCUGAAAACGGCCGUUUACCAAAUUUGGAUACUGUGCCGAUAGCGGAAACGGAUGAAAAACUGUUUUAUGCUCACAAAGCCUUAGAACGAAAGCUGGAAACAAUGAAGCGUGAACAGUCGGAUUACGAAGAAGAGAUUUUACAGCUUCGAGAGCGGAUUGAUCAUCUUACCGAUGCCUAUACCCGAGAGAAGAAGAGAGCGCGAAGUCUAGAGGACCGAAUGUCGAAAGAAUUGAUGACAAAGAUGAGUGAAAAAGAAUCUGAAACCAUUGACCCUUCUCUCGCCUCGAGAUUAGUAGCGACAGCGAAAGAAAAGGAAGCACUUUUUGAACAAGUGAAAUCGGUACAAGAACAAUACGACCAUACACAACAAUUGUACAAGAAUGUAUUGUUAGACCGAGAAAGCUAUAUUAUGAGGCUAAGUACAAAGAUAUCCGAGAAUCAUGAACUGAAUAAUGAAAAUCAAAAGUUAAAGGAGAGGAUCCUUAUUUUGGAAGGCAAACAAAUUACUAAAGAAGAAAAUGUGGAUGAAAAAGAACAUAAUAAGGAUGAUAUGGAGAACAAGCCGUUGAUUCUUGACGAAGCUUCUCAAAGAAAGAAAAGGAGCGAAUUGAAAGAGAUGGAAAACGGUUCAACGAACAAGGAAAACAUUGCGCCUGACAAACAGCAACAAACAGUUCCAGAGAACACGAACCUUGUAAAGGAAUUGAAGAAAGAAGUCGAACGGAGGAAAGCACUGGAGUUGAAGUUGCUUGCGUUCAAAGACAAUGAAAAACCAAAAAGCAACCGGUCAAAACGCAUCCAUGUUUCACCAACGGUUAACAAAAAGAAGAGGUGGAGAAAGAAUGCCAGACCGGAAUUUUCAAUGGAGUCUGAGUAUGAAUGGAGCGGCGAGAGUGAUUUCUUGGAUACAGAGGAGGAUGAGGAUGAGGAUGAAGAAGAGGAAGAAGUGGAGGACGAGGAAGGAGAUGUGGAGAAAGAAACAGAGCAAGCAAGAUUGAAUAUGCGGAGAAGAGAGCGUUUGCAACAGAAAAGAAGACCUGUGGAAGACUUUUCUCGAUAUGCAGAAGAUAGCUAUUUAGGAGAAGAAGGGUUGGAUUGGAGCCCGGUGUUACAAUCGACGCUGAAUCUUGGUAAAGAACGGGCUGAAUCGCCUGCAUUACCGAAGCAUAUUCUUGAUCAAGUAGAUCACAUAAUCAAUUGCAAUGCAGUGCAUAAACCAGAAACAUGCACGGUAUGCCAUGGACGUCAGCGAUCAGGAGUAGGAAAAAGCAGAGAUAUUUGGGAGAGAAGUGAAGAACCUGUGCAAGUGGGAGAUAUGACCAUGCGUCCUACGCAACCCCCAGAACAAGCAUUGAAGAGUGUUACAGAGCAAUUAACGAAAGAAUUGAUGCGGUUGAAGAAACAAUAUGACAAGUUUUCGAAACGAUAUCAUUCGUUGGUUCCAGAAUAUCACAAACGCAGACGUCAAAGCAUCAAGGGCAAGCUGAUGAAGACUUUGGAAUUGAUGGAGAGAAAGUCAGAUCAAAUUUACGCUCUACACGACAUACACAUCGCCGAAUCAUUUUGUGAAGAGUAAUGGAAACCGAGUCAACCGGCUGGUACGGUUGCGACAAGAUGAGAAUCCAAAUGGAACUCUUGAAUCUUUAUUCCUUUUUUUUUUAAUUUUCAAUAAUUCUUUUUUGUAAUAAUGAAGCUAGCUAGGAUAGCAUUGAUAACAAUGAUUUUAUAUUUUCUUAUUCUCUUACUGAGAGAGAAGCAUUUAGGCUUCCCUCCUUCUUCCUUCCUAUGCUGCUCUCGCUUUCCCUCGUCUGGUGUUUGUUUGUAAACAAAGUAAACUCAGGUCACAAUGGUCGUUACCCAGAGUUCGUUUGAUAGUGUAGUUCGCAACAAGAAAUGAUUGGGAGAUAGUGAUGCGGCAGGCCAUCAUUCUUUUCGCAAAAUAGAUCAAUGUUACCUUGAAACCCGCCUCCGACCCAAUGAAGUGACGCAUGGAAAAACUUUGAGCUAGCGUUUUCGGAAGAUGGUCGAAGCUCCUGGAACAUUUCUGAAGUCAUAAUAUCAUGACCACCCCUGGAGUACGUAAUUACAGAACUGGACAGACCGCGUUGUACGACUGUUUACAUGGGAAAAAGAGCCGAAAAAGAAGGAGAAACAGUGUGUU
Schizosaccharomyces octosporus yFS286 is the source of this 3135-nucleotide messenger RNA. Its product is annotated as spindle pole body protein Ppc89. NCBI's taxonomy places the organism in Eukaryota, Fungi, Ascomycota, Schizosaccharomycetes, Schizosaccharomycetales, Schizosaccharomycetaceae. The transcript has a single exon. The record is from RefSeq and is a predicted model, not a curated record. Gene Ontology annotation, molecular function: microtubule binding. Bases 169 to 2550 code for a protein of 793 amino acids.